GUCUCGAGCCCGCCUCCUCUUUUCACGUGACCCCUCCUCUCCUCGCCCUCUCGGCUCCAUAUUGAAUUGGAAACUGAAGGAAACGAGCCUGGUCACAAAAUGGAGGUAUCCAGGCCUGAAGCAUGUAAAAGCAACUAGAAGAAAGGGAGAACCUGGCUGCCUCCAUUAGUAACUGCUACUGGAUAAGAGGCAGAGAGGAAACUCCAGACGGUAGCAUAACAGGUUAAAAGGAGCAACUGAGUUAGUGCAUCCUUCGAAAAUGUCUGGGAUCAAAGAGGAGAGAGAUAUUGAAGACUACAAGAGGAAAGGAAGAAGAUCUUCACAAGGCCAUGACCCAAAGGAGCCAGAACAGUUGAGAAAACUGUUCAUUGGAGGCCUGAGCUUUGAAACAACAGAUGAUAGCUUAAGAGAACAUUUUGAAAAAUGGGGCACGCUCACAGACUGUGUGGUGAUGAGAGACCCACAAACAAAACGUUCCAGAGGCUUUGGCUUUGUGACUUACUCUUGUGUGGAAGAGGUAGAUGCUGCAAUGAGUGCUCGACCACAUAAGGUUGAUGGGCGUGUGGUCGAGCCCAAGAGAGCAGUUUCUAGAGAAGAUUCUGUAAAGCCUGGAGCACACUUAACAGUAAAGAAAAUAUUUGUUGGUGGAAUUAAAGAAGAUACAGAAGAGUAUAAUUUAAGAGACUACUUUGAAAAAUAUGGCAAGAUUGAAACCAUAGAAGUCAUGGAAGACAGGCAGAGUGGAAAGAAAAGAGGAUUUGCUUUUGUAACUUUUGAUGAUCAUGAUACAGUUGAUAAAAUUGUUGUUCAAAAAUAUCAUACUAUAAAUGGACAUAAUUGUGAAGUGAAAAAAGCACUUUCCAAGCAAGAGAUGCAGACUGCUAGCUCACAGAGAGGUCGCGGGGGUGGCUCAGGCAACUUCAUGGGUCGUGGAAGUUUUGGAGGAGGAGGAGGUGGUGGUGGUGGUGGUGGAAAUUUCAGCCGAGGAGGAAGCUUUGGUGGCAGAGGAGGCUAUGGUGGCGGCAGCGGUGGUGGUGGGAGAAGUGGAAGCUUUGGGAGUGGCGAUGGAUAUAAUGGAUUUGGCGAUGGUGGGAACUAUGGAGGUGGCCCUGGUUACAGUAGUAGAGGGGGUUAUGGUGGUGGUGGAGGAGGACCAGGAUACGGAAACCCAGGUGGUGGAUAUGGUGGCGGCGGUGGUGGUGGUGGAGGAGGAGGUGGAUACGAUGGUUACAACGAAGGAGGAAAUUUUGGUGGCGGUAACUAUGGUGGCAGUGGAAACUAUAACGAUUUUGGCAAUUAUAGUGGGCAACAGCAGUCAAACUAUGGACCCAUGAAAGGAGGUGGCAGUUUUGGUGGCAGAAGCUCAGGCAGUCCCUAUGGUGGUAAAUAUAACUUUUUUUUUUUUUUUUUUUUUAGUCUGCAGUCGUGUUAG
Molecule: messenger RNA, 1432 nt
Organism: Chelonoidis abingdonii (Abingdon island giant tortoise)
Lineage: Eukaryota; Metazoa; Chordata; Testudines; Testudinidae
Gene: HNRNPA3
Product: heterogeneous nuclear ribonucleoprotein A3
Biological process (GO): mRNA splicing, via spliceosome
Cellular component (GO): catalytic step 2 spliceosome
Molecular function (GO): mRNA 3'-UTR binding
Source: RefSeq, a predicted model, not a curated record